AUGGCUCGCCUGUUCCGCGAGUCCCGCCGCGACUCGUCCCACUCCUCCUCCUCCAACGGCUUCCUCCCGCCGGCGGCCGCUUCCACCCCCUCCUCCGCCGCCUCCGCGCUGCCCUCGCCGUUCCCGGACCUCGGGGUCGCCCUCUCCGCCGCGGACCUCCGGGAGGCCGCCUACGAGGUGCUGGUCGCGGCCUCCCGCACCACGGGCGGGAAGCCCCUCACCUACAUCCCGCAGUCCUCGUCGGUGGCCGCCGCGGGGCCGCCGGCGUCCCCGGCCUCCUCCUCCGCGUCCUCGGCGUCCUCCGCCUCGCUCCAGCGCUCCCUCACCUCCGCCGCCGCCAGCAAGAUGAAGAAGGCGCUCGGGCUCCGCUCCUCCGCCUCAUCCAAGGGCGUCGGCAGCCCCGGGAGUGGCGGGAAGGCGGCGGCCCCGCGGAGGCCCGCCACGGUUGGGGAGCUCAUGCGGGUGCAGAUGCGCAUCUCCGAGCCCGCCGACACCAGGAUCCGCAGGGGGCUCCUCCGCAUCGCCGCCAGCCAGCUUGGCAGACGUGCAGAAUCUAUGGUGCUGCCCUUGGAAUUCUUGCAGCAAUUCAAGGCAUCAGAUUUCCCUGAUCCUCAAGAGUAUGAGGCAUGGCGGAGUAGGAAUCUGAAGCUCCUUGAGGCUGGUCUACUUGUUCAUCCACUCGUUCCAUUAAACAAAUCAGACAGUUCUGUGCAACGGUUGCGGCAAAUUAUACGGGGUGCAUAUGACAGGCCACUUGAAACUGGGAAAAACUCCGAGUCAAUGCAGGGCCUACGUACUUCUGUCAUGUCCCUUGCUGGAAGAUCUCAUGAUGGAACUUCUGAUGGAUGCCACUGGGCAGAUGGCUUCCCCUUGAAUCUCCAUCUGUACCAAAUGUUGGUAGAAGCUUGCUUUGAUAAUGAUGAGGGAACUGUGGUCGAUGAGAUCGAUGAGGUGAUGGAGCUCUUGAAGAAGACCUGGGUUAUUCUUGGAAUCAAUGAGUUGCUCCACAAUCUUUGCUUUACUUGGGCAUUGUUCAACCAUUUUGUUAUGUUUGGUCAAGUAGAUAUCGAGCUGCUUUCUGCGGCAGAGAACCAGUUAGCUGAAGUAGCUAAGGAUGCCAAGACCACAAAAGAUCCAAAUUACUGUAAAGUAUUGAGUUCAACAUUAAGCUCAAUAAUGGGCUGGACAGAGAAAAGACUUCUGGCAUAUCAUGAAACCUUCAAUACAAGUAAUAUUGAGUCUAUGCAAGGCAUUGUCUCCAUUGGAGUGUCAGCUGCAAGGGUUCUUGUUGAAGAUAUAUCCCAUGAAUACCGCCGUAGAAGAAAAGAAGAGACUGAUGUAGCUCGAAGCAGGGUAGAGACAUACAUAAGGUCUUCACUACGCACAGCUUUUGCUCAAAGAAUGGAAGAAGCAGAUUCAAAACGAUCAUCAAGAAACCCUACUCCAGUUCUUUCUAUCCUUGCGAAGGACAUUGGUGACCUAGCUAUGAAGGAGAAAAAUUUGUACAGUCCAAUACUGAAGACAUGGCAUCCCCUUGCUUCAGGCGUUGCUGUUGCAACUCUUCAUUCUUGUUAUGGAAAUGAGCUGAAGCAGUUUGUAGCUGGGCUUACAGAGCUGACCCCUGAUACAGUUCAAGUACUUAAAUCAGCAGACAAAUUAGAGAAGGACCUUGUUAAUAUUGCUGUAGAAGAUUUUGUGGAUAGUGAUGAUGGAGGCAAGUCACUAAUCAGAGAGAUGCCGCCAUAUGAAGCUGAAAAUGCAAUUGCUAAUCUGGUGAAAGUGUGGAUAAAAGAAAGAGUAGACAGACUCAAGGGAUGGGUUGACCGGAAUUUGAAGCAAGAGACCUGGAAUCCAGGUGCCAACAGGGAGAAUUUUGCUCCCUCUUCUGUGGAGAUGCUUUGGGUUAUUGGUGAAACGUUGGAUGCAUUUUUCCAAUUGCCUAUACCAAUGCAUCCAGCUCUUCUUCCUGAUCUGACAGCUGGGCUCGACAGAAUCCUACAGCUUUAUGUUGCUAAAGUAAAAUCUGGCUGUGGAACACGGAGUUCUUUUAUGCCCCAACUACCUCCACUAACGCGAUGCGAGGUUGGCUCCAAGUUAUUAUUCAAGAAAAAGGAGAAACCACAAAAUCUGCAGGUUCGCGUAUCACAAAAUGGAGCAGCCAAUGGCAAUGAUCCCUUGGGCCUUCCUCAACUUUGUGUGCGCCUGAAUACGCUUCAGUACAUCCGUGGUGAGCUUGAGAACCUAGAGAAGAAAAUAAAAACGAGCUUGCGAAAUGUUGAGUCAGCUCAGGCAGAUAUCACUGAUGGAUUGGACAUCAAGUUUGAGCUUUGUCAGGCAGCCUGUCAAGAAGGCAUUCAGCAGAUUUGUGAGACGACUGCGUAUAAGGUGACGUUCUAUGACUUGGGCCAUGUUCUCUGGGACACCCUUUAUGUUGGGGAUACUGCAUCAAACAGGGUGGAGGUACUGUUGAGGGAACUUGACCCUGUCCUUGAGACAAUAUCUGGUAUGGUGCACAACAAAGUGCGGAACCGUGCUAUUACUUCACUGAUGAAAGCAACUUUUGAUGGUUUCUUGCUGGUGCUUCUUGCUGGUGGGCCUUUGCGUGCUUUCACCCGUCAAGACAGCCAGAUAAUAGAAGAUGACUUCAGGGCCCUUAGAGAUCUGUAUUUAGCAGAUGGGGAUGGUUUGCCAGAGGAAUUAGUUGACAAGGCAUCCUCUCAGGUCAAGAAUGUCCUGCCCCUCUUUCGAGCAGACUCUGAAAGCCUCAUUGAGCGAUUCAAACGCAUGAUGGUUGAAUCGAAUCGGUCUACGUCCAAGAACAGGUUACAAAUGCCUCCAACAACAGCGCAUUGGAGUCCAAAUGAGCCUAACACAGUCCUGCGAGUUCUGUGCUACCGGAGUGAUGAGACAGCUACAAAGUUCCUCAAGAAAACUUACAGCCUACCGAAGAAGAUUUGA
This is a messenger RNA of Miscanthus lutarioriparius, 2958 nucleotides long. Lineage: Eukaryota; Viridiplantae; Streptophyta; Magnoliopsida; Poales; Poaceae. The record is from the annotation of a GenBank genome assembly.